Molecule: messenger RNA, 1293 nt
Organism: Arabidopsis arenosa
Lineage: Eukaryota; Viridiplantae; Streptophyta; Magnoliopsida; Brassicales; Brassicaceae
Source: the annotation of a GenBank genome assembly
CACUCACUGAAGCAGAUCUAUUAUACGGAGGAAGGUGAAGAUGUAUGAGCAGCAGCAACAUUUCAUGGAUUUGCAAAGCGAUUCUGGGUUUGGGGAUGAUAGCUCCUGGCUCGCCGGCGAUGACGAUCUUCGACUCUCUCCUCACCAAUCCGCCGCCGGUACGAACUCCGGCAAUGAGAAUCUAGAUCGUCGUCUUUUAAAAGAUCUCGUUGAGAUGGUUCCCCUUAUCGAGCAUUACAUGGAACACAAAGAAAGGAGUUCGUUUAAGCGGCGUGGUUCCAUGAUCUAUACUAAGAUGCCUUCUAAAGAAUCCUUGUCCAGAAGGGGAAGAAAUACUUCUCAAACAGUCCCAGGGAGAAAGAAGAAAGACCAAGAGGGCAAUGACGAUGUUAUGAACAAUUCUAGAGAAGAUGUUGAAAACGCAAAGUCUUUGGCUGGUGCAGAAAAGGAAGAACUGACUAGAUUAAGAGAGCAAGUGAAUGACUUGCAGACAAAAUUAUCAGAGAAAGAAGAGGUUUUAAAGUCUAUGGAGAUGUCAAAGAAUCAGGUAAACGAGAUACAAGAAAAGCUUGAAGCAACAAAUCGAUUGGUUGCUGAGAAGGAGAUGUUGAUCAAGUCUAUGCAGUUACAAUUAUCGGACACAAAGAUCAAACUUGCAGACAAGCAAGCUGCCCUUGAAAAGACUCAAUGGGAAGCAAAGACAACAAGAACAAGAGCAAUCAAGCUUCAAGAACAGCUAGAUGCUGUUGAAGGAGACAUCUCUACAUUCACACGGGUUUUCGAAACUUUGGCGAAAACUGAUUCCAAGAAACCCGAUAGGGAUUAUGAUGCAACCCCAUAUGAAUUUGAUCAUCUGCCAUAUCUUGACGAUGUAGAUGAAACAGACCUGAGGAAAAUAGAAGAAGCAAGAUUAGCUUAUGUUGCAGCAGUGACUACUGCAAAGGAACGAGAAGAUGAAGAAUCUCUGGCCAUGGCUGCUAAAGCUCGAGCCUACCUGCAAUCACUGGCCUUUACAUAAUAAUCACCUUCAGGUACUUUCUUAUAGGAUAUUUCUCUCCUUGGUUUGUUUUAGGUGUAUGUAGAUUUGUACCAUGAAAAUAUUGGAGAAGAUAAGCUUGUGUGAGAAACACAAAGUUAUGGUUUCCCCUAAAUCAAUGAAUAACUCGAGUUUUUGUUUCUUCAUUUGAGCAUGUAUCUACAAAUAUAUUGGGAACAUAAAAUCAGAUUGUAUAAUGUAUAAGUUUAAUAGUUUUUACUUAGAGAUGCCCUUAACAAUAAAAUCUAUCAACUUUG